Molecule: messenger RNA, 9394 nt
Organism: Zonotrichia albicollis (white-throated sparrow)
Lineage: Eukaryota; Metazoa; Chordata; Aves; Passeriformes; Passerellidae
Source: RefSeq, a predicted model, not a curated record
AAUGGGACUUCUUAGGAGAUGCAAAGCUGUAAGAAUGCCUCUACCACCACAAAGGGGGGAUGUGAGCUUCUGUCAGAACUCAUGAAAUCAGCAAGCAGGGCAAACACUGUAUAUUCUUUAUUCUGGCCAUCUCAAGGGCUGGUGAUUAUUCAGUUGUUGUUUGAACUGGUUGGUCUGUGUCAUGGCUAGCAUCCAGGGAUUGAACAAAAGCUAAAAGUAUCUGCUUAUAGCCUGAGUGGAAAAAGCUAUACUCUUGAUCAGAGAGCAUUAAUAAACUGCCUCUAUUUUUGCCAUCAGCUGAUCAGUGAUCUGUGAAUUUGGGCUGCUCUUGAGAGUUCAUGGGGAAAUGCCUGAACAAUACAAGAGCUGUUUAAGCCCUUUAAGGAGCUCUUAUCUUUUUAAAACAGACUGUGAUAAGGCAAGCUGUUUUAUCACUAGUUACUCAGUGCAGUGGGUGUAGAGGGUACUCUGUGAGAGGCAACUGUGACAGAUAGAUUUUAAAAAACCCUUAAUAUUUAGUCUAAGACUUCAGUGGAUAGGUCAGAAAACAGUGACUGCUGUAUCUGGAAGUUUUCACAAAGAAUUUUGCUCUUUGAAGAAUUAAAAAAGAGCUUGGCAUCCUUGAAGCAGUUAAGAAGCUGUUCAAGUGGUCGCUUUUGCCACUACCCUGCAGCAUGGUGAUCACUGUAAUUUAACAUUAAAAUGCAUUCUUGACUGUUUGGGCACAAGUUUAUCCAGCAGCACAAAGGAAAAUGUUGUGCAAAGAACCCGGUGCAUCCUGUGCUGUAAUCACCCAGCUUUGUUUCAAUAAUGGUACACUAGUCUCCAGUAGCUGGGCGCUGCUAUAAGGCAGUAAAUGUGACUGGCAUCCUAAUCACAUUUGGGCCUUCACUGGUUUCUCCUUGCUGUGAAUUGGACGAUGGGAAUGAGCCUUUCAGACUUGGGAUAGUUGGAAUUUGUGUGUUAAAUCUAGUGAUUGUCACUGGGCACCGUAGUUUGUUGAAAAGGCAUGUGAGAGAUCUCCAUGGUACCGGGGGCCUGGAUCCAGAGGCAUUAGGCUUGUAUGGGAUUUUAUGCUCUCUUAAUAGGUGACUGUGGUAGGACUCUAUUGCAACUAAGUUUUUCCAGGCUAGAGGAGUUAGAAUUGCUGCAGGCAAGCCAUAAGUAACAGUGCUGGCAAGCCUUCAGCCUCCUCAGGCCUGUCCCUGCUGUGAGCUCGCCCAAACUGUGUCUCUCCUGUUUGCAGGAAGACACAGUACUUGCCUCCUGGGCUCUCAGGGACAUAGUCCUUUCAGUCACCCACAGGUGAUUUGCUGUUGGUAGUAACUUCUGCCAUCCCUCAGUACAGUACCCCUGCUGCUGAGCCAAACCUCUCCCAGCGGCAGUGCUGCUGUGCAGAGCUCUCAAGUGGCCUUGCUUUUUCUGACAAGGGCAAGAAGCUUUCAUGGAUGAUUGAGAGAAGAUGUAGCACAUUUGACCCCUUGAAUGAUUGAAAGUAUUUACUUCUGCUUCUUGAUGUUUUCAGUCAGCUCUGCCUUGGACAAGGACUGGUGAGCUAUGGUAACCCAUGGGAAACCUUGCUGUUGACUCCAGCAGGCUUCUACUCCACUGCAAGCAAGCAGCUAGGGUUUUGAGCUGCUUCAGGAAGCCUUGCAGGGGAAUAAAGCCCACUGGAUUGCUUUGUUGUGCUUGUGGUUUUUUUAAAAAGCCUUCCAGUGUUCUUUCCUCACAUGUCAGGCUGAAUCUUGAGGACCAGAAACUGAAAUCAUUCCUUUGGGCAGUGGACUGAGAAAGCAACUGACAUUCCAGUGAUGCUGAACAUUAAAAUCUAUCCUGUCACGUGUGCACUUUGGGCUGACUGCCCUGUUUGCCUGUGUUCUCUUAAAGUAUUCUGAAUAAAAUUUAGGAUAUGAAGUGUUAAUAAUUCUGUUCUGAAGUGUUAACUGUUCUGUUUUUCAGCCUGAGAUCCAAAAACUUAUUUUAAGAGGCACUACUGAUACUGAGGAGCAGAUUCUGUGCAGAUACUAUGAAAGUAGAUAAAAGCUGCUCCAUGACAUGCAGGGCAAUGAACUUCAAGAAGAAUGUGUGAAGUAUUUGUGGCCUUUCAGUAGAAGAAUUUCAGCCUUUCAGUACUUAAAAGGAGCUUAUGUAAGGAGGGAGACCAACUUUUUGCAUGGGCAGAUGGUGAUCAGACAAGGGGGAAUGCUUUUAAAGUAGAGGAGAGAUUUAGAUUAGAUGUUAUGAAGAAAUUCUUAAAGUGUUGCUAGAACAGGUUGCCCAGAGAAGUUGUGGAUGCCCCAUCCCUGGUAGUGUUCAAGGCCAGGUUGGAUGGAGUUUUGAACAACCUGGUCUAAUGGGUGGCAUCCAAGCCCAUGGAGAUGGGCAUGGAACUAGAUGAUCUUUGUGGUCCCUUCCAACCCAAACCAUUCUAAUAUUCAAUGAAGUAUGAAUCUCCACAGAGCAGGCCAGUUCCUUAUGGCUUUCCUAUUUCAACCUUGUUACCUAUAUCUCUGGGAAAUCUGUCAGAAAGGUGUAUGAAUAUGUUUAGAAGUGGAGUACCUCCCAAGUGGCUGAUCUGCCAAACUCUUCUUGAACCAGGAGAUGCUACAAAAGGAAUAGAAGUUCUCCCCAGUCCACAGAGCAAAGAAUGCAUUCUUUUCACAUCUGGUCCCAUAAAAAAUGCAAAAUGACUCUGUGUAAAAGCUACUCUGUAGUCCUUCUAGUUCUUAUGGUAUUGAAAUCUGCCUUAAGUUGCAGUUGUUUUUAUGCAGUUUGGAUUUUCCUGCAGAAUAAACCUAGCUCUGGUAACAAAAGGUGAAAAAAGAGCCUUGCUGUCAAAGUGGAGGAACUGGUGACACCUGGAACAGAAGCAAUGGGUAUGAUGCUUUAACCUCAUUCUUCUUUACCAUGAGAGAUGCCCUGGCACUCAGUUUUAUCUUACUCAGCUCUCAAGUCAAGGAGUUGGUUGCACUCCCUUCUACUGACUGUUUGGGACUCAGAACUCUUCAGGGAACUGGAUGAACUUCAGAAAUGCCUUGAGGAUGAUCUUCAAUGUUUUUGUCUCCAUUAUAGGAAUAUUUGGAAGGAAAAUAUUCACAUAAUAAGCAGUUCUAGUAAAUCAGCUUUUACCAUGUAAAACCAGAAACCGAUUUGAUGCAGCCAUAGAUAAAGAAAUGCAGUACUUUGAAAUAAUUUACCAUGAUUGUCACACAUUUGGUCUGAAGGACAAAUUUCUUCCAACUCUUAUUUCCCAUUCCCCUUUUUCAUAAAGCAGCCAGUGGAAAAUACAACUGUUGGUAAAGGAAACCCAGAAGGCUCCAGAACUACAAAUGAGUUAAAAACUCACUGUGGCUUCCAAGUGGGAGAAGGUAGGAGAGAAGGCUGGAGAUUUCUGACUGCUGUGCAAUCUAGUGAAGCAAGAAACCACCAGAAGCUCAUUGUUAGAAUGGAGCCAACUGGCUUGUGAUUCCCACAAAGUGGGAUUGCAUUGAGUGCAAUCUGCUUCCUUAGGACUUCUAAUGCAUUCAUGUAAACUUGAUCCCUGCUCUUGGCAUUGCAAGGUGAUUCAAUCACAGGAGAAUAUUCCAGUGGCAGGAACUUACUGGAGUUCGUCCCCCUUCCCACUCCCCAUCCACAGGAAACACCCCUGCUCACCACAUCCUAUUGCUUCUGCCUUCUUUGCUCAGGGUUAGAUGAGUCCAGGCAUUUUAUUCUGUUUGGAUAAGUGUUGUUCAUGUAAAGAUCCAAACAAACCAAACUUCUUAUUCCAAGCCUAGUUGGAGAGGAUAGACUGGUCCAACCUGCUACUGCAAUAACUUGUCUUUACUUAAAGUUCCAGGCAACUGUGUUACAGAAUGGACUAUUGAUCUUACCAGUUAAUAAAUGCAGAAAAGAACAUUACCAGUCUUUUUUCAGAGCCUGAAGAGCUUGAGGCACACUUGCCAGCUUCCCACUGCUCCUCUGUGGCAGCAUCUUGCUUUCAGGUUAACUGAAAUCUGCAAACAUUCUCUGCUGCAAGAAAAAAAGGGUGAUGUCAUCAGAAGAUGAUGCUGGCGGGGAGGCUCCUGGGGGCAGUUUCUGGGAGGCUGGGAACUACAAGCGGACAGUGAAACGUGUGGAUGAUGGCUACCGGCUCUGCAAUGACCUUAUCUCCUGCUUCCAGGAGCGAGCCAAGAUAGAGAAGAACUAUGCCCAGCAGCUCACAGAAUGGUCCCGUAAGUGGAGGACCAAUGUGGAGAGAGGUCCGCAGUAUGGUACUCUGGAAAAGGCCUGGCAUGCCUUCCUGACAGCUGCAGACAAACUGAGUGAAAUUCACUUGGCUGUCCGGAACCACCUGGCUGGUGAAGAUUCCGAUAAGAUCAAGGCCUGGCAGAAGGAGGCCUACCACAAGCAGAUGAUUGGAGGCUUCAAGGAAACAAAGGAUGCAGAGGAUGGGUUCCGCAAAGCCCAGAAACCCUGGGUGAAGAAGAUGAAAGAUGUGGAGACUUCUAAGAAAAACUAUCAUGCAGCCCGGAAGGAGGAGAAAACAGCCCAUACAAGGGAGAACCAUGCCAAGGCAGACUCGUCUGUCUCACAGGAGCAGAUGCGCAAGUUGCAGGAGCGUGUAGAGAAGUGCACUCAGGAGGCUGAGAAGUGCAAGGAUCAGUAUGAGAAGAUGCUGGAAGAAUUGAAUCGCUACAAUCCCCGCUACAUGGAGGACAUGGAGCAAGUGUUUGAGGGCUGUCAGGAGGCAGAACGCAAGCGAUUGUGCUUCUUCAAGGAGAUGCUUCUGAAUCUGCACCAGCAUCUCAACCUCUCCACCAGUGAAAGCUUUCAUGCAUUGUAUCGGGAUCUCCACCAAGUCAUCAUGGCUGCAGACAACCAGGAGGACCUGAAGUGGUGGCGCAACACUCAUGGACCGGGCAUGGCGAUGAAUUGGCCUCAGUUUGAGGAAUGGUCCCUUGAAACACAGAGGCAAAUCACCAAGAAGGAGAAGAGUGGCAAGAUGGCUGAUGAUGUCACACUGACCAGCAUUUUGCCUGCACGAGAUGGUCUUGUCUCACAGACCCCUCUGCAGACAAGCGGAGGGAAGGAAGACAUUUCAGAGUGGUCAGAUGAGGACACUCCCAAGAAGUGCCUGGAUGCCAAUGGGCAUGAGGAAGACCUAAAGGUACCUGGUGUGCGGGUACGAGCACUCUAUGAUUACACGGGACAGGAGGCUGAUGAGCUGAGCUUUAAAGCAGGUGAAGAACUAAUGAAGAUUAGUGAGGAAGAUGAGCAGGGCUGGUGCAAAGGCCGACUUCUCACUGGUCAAGUUGGACUCUAUCCUGCCAAUUAUGUUGAGAAGGUUGGAUCAUGAUUGCUGCUGCCCCACCAGUGCCUCACAGCCAUACCAGCAUCUCCUGCAGAGGUCACUGGGUCACUCCUGGCCCCAACCCACCUUUGCAGUAUAUCCAGCAGCUUCUGGACUUUAAAGGCACAUAUUCCAUGUAACUAAUGCUUCAUUUAAACAUCUAGAUCUGUAGGGAUUUUCUAAAAAAUAAACAAGGAUGAAUAAAGACUUUUCUGAGCACUACAGUAGUGUAGGAGUGCAGAAAGAAACAGACCCUUUUGACUUGCACUGAGUGAAAGGAGAUAAGUGUUUUCAUGGAGCUCUAGAAAAGAGAGAAAGCAUACUUCCUUGACUUCAGUGCACAUGCAUCCAUAGUGCAUUGGGUGUUGAGGUCUGCCCUGCCUCCAAGGCUUCCUGUUCAAUGAAUUUUUGAUAUGCAGUGUAAUAAGGAACUUCUUCUGUUGUUUCCCCUUUUUAGCUCCAUCAAGCUGACUGGCAGAAAGGUCUCUAUUCUCCCAUAUAUUUUAUAAGUUUUCAGUAUCCCCCACCUGCAAGCUUGUUGGGUUCCCUGAUAAGACAGCUGUUUAAGUUACACAGCUACAACCUGAACAUCCCUUUCCACUGCACUCAUUUUUAUUGGGAUAACCCCAGGAAUGAAUGAUAGUAUAGCUGAGGCACACGAGAAAGAAGCUUCUGUCUUGCAUGGUGUGGCUGUUCAGGCUAAUGAGUUCUGAACAGACCUGUUGUGCAGAAGUUGGAACUGACUGAAUGCUCCCUGAACUAGAAUGGUCUUUGACACAUGAAAGCUGGUUUUAAAAUGACAGCCACGUUCCAGUGCUGUUCUGCUUAGGAUUCCUAAAUUGACUUGUGUAUGUUGGGGUUUCUAAAGCAUCUAGAUUAUUUUGGCUAUACCUCUCUUCAAGAGCACUUAGUGCACAGCAGAGACUCUCUUUUUUUCCUUUCCAAUAUCUUCUUGGCUUACACAGGGCUAGAAGUGCACUCCCUGCCUUGCCAAAGACCCCUGCACUGUGAUGAGGGUUGCACUGUGGAAGUUGCCUGCUGGCUAGCACAAAUUACCUAUAGAGGGGUAACUCCCCUUUUUGUCCUGAAUUGCUCAAGUGCACUUAUGCCCAGUUGUUAAGUGCCAUUCAGCAGGGAGGAUGUACCCAACAUCUUUAUCUCACCUGUCCUCAUGCCUUUCAAAGCCUGUGAGGCUGCUGGGAAGACCUGAUCCUAAUGCUCUGCAUAUUCCAACAUAGAGCAAGAGCUUGAGGGAACAAAAAGGCAAACAAGCAGAUGCUUAAAAAUGGCUUACUUAGUACAUCUGCCUGAAACUGCUGCUGAAAUGCAUUUUGAGUUUGUAGUAACCUUCUGUAGUGACAUUCUUAUUCUGGCCUAGCAUGUGUGAGUGACUCAGUCAGACUCACAGAACUCAGCUGAGCCUCCACCAACCACUUGGAGUGAACUGCUUCAGAGCUGUUUGGAAAAAGUGCUACACAUAAGAAAGGCUUAAGUCAGGGUGAACAUCAAGAUUAAAUGGCCAGUAUUGUGUCAACAGCAGCUAGUAAACCAAAAUGUAGACUGAAACAGAGGAGAGGAUAGACAUUCAAAUACUUAAUUUAUGAAGAUUAAAGUAUCACAAAUAUCUCAUUGCCUGGCUGACAACAGAAAUUAACCUUUUACAGCACACUGCAUGCCUUGAAUGUAGUUUGCCAUGGGCAAAGAGAUGGGAGACCACAGAAGCUUACAGUUGGAAAGUUUUGCUUGAAAUAUCCCUAGCAAUAUACUUCAUGAAUGGGGAAGAGGCAAACUAAAAGAAAAAGGCUAAAGCAUUUUGCUCAGGGUCUAUUAUGUCAUUUUUCAAUAAAAGAGAAAGUAUUUCCAAAAGGCAAUUAAAUAUCUAAGCAACACAUUAAAAAUGCCUGGAUUUAGCUAUGAAUUUAGUUAGUAUUCUAGGUUCAGUAUCUGAAGAUGCCUCUAAGCUUAUGCCAUGUAAUUGGAUGUGUUGGUGUAUGAGCACUUGGAUUUAUUUAAAGAUCCAGUCUGCUCUCAGUUCUGUAUCCCAGGUAAAAAUAUAAUUAGUGUUGUGCAGUAAUUGCAAGUGUUCCACUUGCUGACCCACACUGGAAUGAUUUGUUGCUCCUUUGUCUUAGCACACGUGAAUGUGAAGAGAGCCUGCCAGGCUUCUAAGAGAGCUGAGAUUAAAACAGCAAUAAAAUGACCUGAGAUGUCCUGUAAACAAUACUGAAGUUUCCCUGAUUAACCUGCAUAUUUCAAACACUAAUGCUAGACUUUCAUGUAAGGUCAAAAAAUGGUAGAAGGGAGCUACAGAGGAUGACAUUGAAAAUUUACUUCUAACUCUAUUUGAGUUCUAGUCAGGCUGUAAUUAGGGAUGGGGGUAGGUGUGGCCAUAACAUGCAAAAGGACAGAAAUGUCCAGUGAACAGAGCCUCUGAUUACAGUACAAACAACCUGAAAUUCCGCCGGACAAAGUCUGAACAGACUUGUUUGUCCUAGGGAAACAUGACCACCUGAUUAUAGUGGGCUGCUUGAAGGUUUCCAGAAAGUGUGACAUAUUGUAUCUUAUGUGAACAAGUUCUCUAAGGACUGUUUGCACAUCAGAAGUUCCUGCCAAGAGCUGAAGUAAUGGACAGCAGACAAUACAUUGAGAAUGAAAAAUUGCUUGGCUGGACUAUACCUCAGAAACAGGCAUGGCACUUAGUCCUGGCUACCCAAAACCAUCUGGAUUAGUAAAAGAGAGCCUGUGUAGUAAAGAUCUAGCUGGAGGGAAGGAGGAAAAAAACAACCCCAAACCAACCCACAUCUAAUGAUCUUAUAUUAAAGUAAUAGCUCUACCUGGAUACUUGGUUUUCCACAGAAGCAAAUGAGGUUUUGUUAGCCACAAAGGUUCUCGUUGAAACUUCUGUGCCAUGCCAAAAGUUUUGUGUGUGAACAGAGACAUGUACACAGAAACUAAUUGCUGUGCCUGAAUUCCAGAAGGCCAGUGAAGCCUGUUCUUCCCCCAUGGUUUUUGUAAAAAAAAAAAUACAAAUGCACCUCUGUGCCUGAUGGGCAACACACUGAAUAAUUAUCUAGUCAUAUUUUAUUUUUUAAUAAAGCCAUUCCUUGUGGAAAGCACGUACACUUGUGGUUAGCAGAUAAUUCAUUUGGUUCUGACAUCUUCCUGGAAAAGAAUUUUGGAACUAUCAUGCAAAGCUUGAAUUUCCUGUUGAUGAAUCUUGUAGGAAGAGGAAGUUAAAGAUUAUCUAUGACAGAUCACACCCAUUUCCCCAAAGUGGCAGCUGAGCUCGCCUAACCCACUAAAGGUUUUGCCCUGUAGGCAAAAUCUGGGUCACAGAGCCCACAGGCCAGCUGUGCAGUGGGAUGGCAGCUGAGUUGUGGUUAGCCUCCAGCUCUGGGUGGCACUCCCACAGCCCUGCCUGCAGCUUGGGGCCAUUUCUGCUUUAGUUUACUUUCCAUCCCACUUCCCAUCUCCUGUGUCCUUGUGGCUGUUUUGCUUGGCACUAAGCACCGAGGCAGGUGCAAGUAUGUGGCAAUCCUGCAUAGAGACCUGUCAGUGCUGUUAAAAUGUCCUGCACUGCCUCUGCUCUGCUCUGUUUGCAGGUCCAGCCCAAGGCCACAGCUGUGAGGCUGUGCAGCUCAGCUCUGUUGUCUCCUCCAGGCUCCCCUGACUGCGGUGCAGGCUCUGCAGUGAACUGGAGCUGCCUUGGCUGCAUUUGUGAGCUGCUGGCAUUAUGCUGAAAUCCCUUCUGCUUGCCAAGGAAGUUGGUGUUGCAGUUUGAAUGGGCUUGAACACUCAGACCCGUAGGUGACCAUUUCUAGGGUAACUGCACUGAGACCAGCUGCUGACAGAUCAUGGGGCUGAACGUGACAAGCCAGUGCCACAAACCCCAUCCUCACCCAUGGAAAUGUGGUUGGAAAAUACCCACUCAGGCUGACAGCAAACGUUGUGCAAAAUAAACAAGAAUACUAAGAUGGCAUGAUACAAGGCAAAGUGUCUUCAAAGGGACCUUGCACCAAAACAAAACCAACAAACAAAACCAACCAAACAAACAAAACAAAA